Messenger RNA from Cataglyphis hispanica, 1588 nucleotides. RefSeq names its product mitochondrial tRNA-specific 2-thiouridylase 1. NCBI's taxonomy places the organism in Eukaryota, Metazoa, Arthropoda, Insecta, Hymenoptera, Formicidae. The record is from RefSeq and is a predicted model, not a curated record. Gene Ontology annotation, cellular component: mitochondrion. The transcript is spliced from 7 exons. The coding region runs from base 338 to 1534 and encodes 398 amino acids. Gene Ontology annotation, biological process: tRNA wobble position uridine thiolation. Gene Ontology annotation, molecular function: sulfurtransferase activity.
UAACGUAUGCACAAGUCGACCUCUGCGAACGAUCCGCAUGGCGUGGUCCGUUUGCAAGUAACCAAAGCAUUCUCAUUUUUGGAUAAAAUUUAACAAAUCACAAGUUAUUUAUUUGGUCGAGAAUGCUAAUAAAUAUCAACGUAUUUCUAUCCAAAUUUUCGAAUUGUAUCAUUCCUUGCAUAUACGGAAAUAAAGUUUGGAAAAGCUUUAUAUGGAAUAGAGAAUAAAAUAAUCAAUUUAUCAAAAAGGCGCAAAUAUCUUUAAAAAAUUGAAAAUCAAUACAAUAAAAGUUGCAUAAUAAUAUGCAAUACGAAUCGCGACAAAUUAUUCCAUAAAAAUGAUCAAAAAUGUUGCGGUGGGCAUAUCAGGUGGCGUUGAUAGCGCCGUAACGGCUCUUCUACUUAAAAAUAAAGGAUUUAAUGUCACUGGAAUAUUUAUGAAGAAUUGGGACAUUAGAGAUGAAACAGGAAAGUGUGCAGUUGAAAAAGAUUACGAGGAUGCUCGAUGGAUUUGCAAUAAACUAAAGAUUCCUUUAAUACAGGUUGAUUUUGUAAAAGAAUAUUGGAACGAAGUCUUUAGCGAUCUUAUAGAAAAAUAUCAGACCGGAUAUACUCCAAAUCCAGAUAUUUUGUGUAACAAGAAUAUAAAGUUUAAUAAAUUUUUUGAUGUUGCACUUAAUAGAUUUCAAGCAGAUGCAAUUGCGACAGGUCAUUAUGCAAAUACAAGCUUUGGACCUUAUUUGGAAAACUAUAAAGAAGACACUAAUGUACACUUAUUACAAGCACACGACAGUAGUAAAGAUCAAACAUUUUUUUUAAAUCAAAUAUCGCAACAAACCUUAAGACGUUGCAUGUUUCCCCUUGGAAAUUACCUAAAAAAUCAUGUAAAGACGAUAGCUAAAGAAGCAGGCUUGCACAAGAUAGCACAGAAAAAGGAAAGCAUGGGUAUCUGCUUUGUGGGCAAACGUGAGUUUCAAGAUUUUAUUUCAGAGUAUAUAGAUGACAAACCUGGUGAAUAUAUAGACCUAGAUAGUGGACUAUUGAUAGGCAAACACAAUGGUAUUCAUAAAUUGACAAUAGGACAAAGAUGUAGAAUUGGUGGUGGCAGUAAAGCUUAUUAUGUGUUUAAUAAAGAUCAGAAGACAAAUACCAUUUUAGCGGUGGACAGUACAAUUCAUCCAGCAUUGUAUUCUGACUUUCUGAUAACACAAGACAUUCACUGGAUCAGCGAAGAGCCACGCGAAUUAAGAUGCAGCGGUGUAUUGGAUUGUAACUUUCGCUUUCAGCAUAGGAAUCCAUUAAUUACUUGCAAUGUGUACAAAAUAUCCGAUAAUCGUUUAUUUAUCCGUCUUAGCGUACCUUUACGAGCGAUUACCAAAGGGCAGUAUGCUGUUUUAUAUUCUGGAGAAGAAUGUUUGGGUGGCUCAAUGAUAUCAUAUUCAGGACCAUCUUAUUUCGCGCUUAAUCGGCAAAAUUCUAUAAGCGAAACUCGUUUCCAUAAUUUGAUAGCAUUAACUUCAAAUGUACAAAUGUAAAUAUUUAUAAAUUUCAAAAGAAAUAAAACCUGUUUUUCAAAAAUCAUUUAAAAA